Messenger RNA from Malania oleifera, 1729 nucleotides. Its product is annotated as UDP-glycosyltransferase 71K1-like. Bases 213 to 1652 code for a protein of 479 amino acids. Gene Ontology annotation, molecular function: UDP-glycosyltransferase activity. Lineage: Eukaryota; Viridiplantae; Streptophyta; Magnoliopsida; Santalales; Ximeniaceae. The transcript has a single exon. The record is from RefSeq and is a predicted model, not a curated record.
UUGUUCUUAAUAUUUUAAAAGGAUCAUUUUUCCUUCACUUAUUUUUUAAUUCAUCUCAAUUGAAGUGACCGUUAGGGCCAGGCUGGCCAGCUCCCUGCUCAAGUACCACCACACUAUAUUUAUCUAGUUAGAAAGGAAGAAGACCAUUAUGCAAAGAAUACCAAAGAAGGGGAAAAAAACAAAAACGAAAAGCAAAAACCGAGAUAUACCAAAUGCAGAACAAAACAGAGCUGGUGUUCUUCCCGACGCCGGGAAUCGGCCACCUGGUAUCGGUCGUCGAGUUCGCGAAGCGACUCAUCCUCCGAGACCACCGCCUCUCCGUCACCGUCCUCGCCAUGACCGCACCCUUCGGCUCUCCCCUUAUCCACGCAUAUGCCGAGUCACUCAGCGAGUCCAGAAUCCAACUCAUCCGUCUCCCCCCCGUAGAUCUACCCUCCACCGACCCUUCCAUAUCUCCCGAGCUCUUCAUCUACCAAUUCAUCGAAAAACACGUCCCACUCGUCAGAUCCACUCUCGCAGGCCUCCUUUCCUCACGGUCCAACGCCGACCCCCCGGUCCGACUCGCCGGUCUGGUCCUUGACUUUUUCUGCACCCGCAUGAUCGACGUUGGCCACGAACUGGGUCUCCCCUCUUACCUCUUCGUAACCUCCGGCGCUGCAUUCCUGGGCCUCAUGCUCCACCUCCCGACUAGACACGCCCAGGUAGGCGCCGAGUUCAGCGACUCAGACCCCGAGUGGACCCUCCCUUGUUUUGCCAACCCGCUUCCGCCGCGCCUGCUGCCGUCGGCGCUGUUCUGCAAGGACGGUGGUUACGAUACUUACAUGAAAGUGGCCCAUAGAUUCGGCGACGCAAAGGGAAUAAUCGUAAACACGUUCUACGAGUUGGAGCCGCGCGCGCUGAGCUCAUUCUCCGGCGGCCAAAGCCCGCCGGUUUACGCCGUUGGGCCUGUGAUUGACGUCAAGGGUCUGGCCCACCGGAGCAAUUCCAACGAUGCCCAACGCAGCACCGUUUUCAAUUGGCUCGACGAGCAGCCGCCAGCAUCGGUGGUGUUCCUCUGUUUCGGAAGCAUGGGGAGCUUCGGCGAGCCUCAGAUCCGGGAAAUAGCGGCGGGGCUCGAGCGCAGCGGGUGUAGAUUCCUGUGGUCGCUGCGCCGGCGGCCGGAGAAAGGCAGAUUCACGGCGCCUAAUGAGUGGGAGACGCCGGAGGAGGCGUUGCCGGCGGGAUUCAGAGAGCGGACGGAGGGGAGGGGGCGGGUAUGCGGGUGGGUCCCGCAGGUGGAGGUGCUGGCGCACAGGGCGGUGGGGGGAUUCGUGUCGCACUGUGGGUGGAACUCGUUAUUGGAGAGCUUGUGGGAGGGGGUGCCUGCGGCGACGUGGCCAAUGUACGCGGAGCAGAGGCUGAACGCGUUCAAUUUGGUGAGGGAGUUGGGGGGGUUGGCGGCGGAGCUGAGGAUGGAGUACGGCGGCGUAGGAGACGUAGUCACCGCGGAGGAGGUGGAGAGAGGAGUGAGGGGGUUGAUGGAUGGGAACAGUGAGGUGAGGAAGAAGGUGAGGGAGAUGGGGGAGAAGAGCAGAAAGGCUUUGAUGGACGGUGGAUCUUCGUUCCUAGCUGUUGGACGGCUGAUCGAGGAUGUGAUUGGCCACCACUCAUGAUCACUUUUCCUCCUCUUUUGUAUUGUAUUGUAUUGUAUCUUUUUGGUUUAAUAAAUUUUAAUUUAAAUAUUAAAAAA